AUGGCUGGCACUCCGCGCGGCCUGCUUCUGGCCAUUGUCCUCCUCGUCGCCGUCGCCGUCGUGCCGGCGUCCGCAAAGGACUACACGGUCGGCGACUCGUCCGGGUGGAAGUCCGGAGUGGACUACACUGCCUGGGCUAAGGGCAAGCCGUUCGGCAUCGGCGACACGCUCUCGUUCCAGUACAGCUCAUCGCACUCGGUGCUGGAGGUGAGCGAGGCGGACCACAGCGCGUGCUCGGCGAGCAACCCGCUGCGGUCGCACCGGGACCAGAGCACCACCGUCCCGCUCACCAAGGCCGGCACCCGCUACUUCAUCUGCGGCGCCCCCGGCCACUGCGCCUCGGGGAUGAAGCUCGCCAUCACCGUCUCCGGCGGCAGCGACAGCGGCAGCAGCAGCGCCGGCCCCGCCAUGCGGGCGACGAACACGACGCCGGCGGCUGGUGGCGCGACGACGACGGCCGACGCGGGCGAGUCGGACUCAAGCGUGGCUGGUACCGGGGCCCGCCUCGCGACGGGCCUGCUGUUCGCGGCCGUGGGCCUCGCGGCCCUGAUGAUGGGCUGA
This is a messenger RNA of Miscanthus lutarioriparius, 561 nucleotides long. NCBI's taxonomy places the organism in Eukaryota, Viridiplantae, Streptophyta, Magnoliopsida, Poales, Poaceae. The record is from the annotation of a GenBank genome assembly.